AUGGCUUUUUCUUCUCACCUCUUCAUUGAUAAUUCUGAAGUCAGACUGCAAACCCAGCCUAAGCCACAGCCUGGUCAACCCUUGCUUUAUUCUGGGACCUUUGACUGCUUCAGAAAGACUCUUGUUGGAGAGGGAGUCCGAGGCUUAUACAGAGGAAUGGCAGCUCCUAUUAUCGGAGUGACACCCAUGUUUGCUGUGUGCUUCUUUGGAUUUGGCUUGGGAAAAAGACUCCAACAGAGAAAACCUGAUGACGUUUUGACAUACCCUCAGCUGUUUGCUGCUGGCAUGUUGUCGGGAGUGUUCACGACAGCAAUCAUGGCUCCAGGAGAGAGAAUCAAGUGCCUUUUACAGAUCCAGGCGGCUACAGGUGAAACUAAAUACAGUGGCUCUUUGGACUGUGCAAAACAGCUGUACCGUGAGGCUGGGAUUCGUGGCGUGUACAAGGGGACAGUGCUCACCCUCAUGAGAGAUGUCCCAGCCAGUGGAAUGUACUUCAUGACGUACGAGUGGCUGAAGAACAUUCUGACUCCUGAGGGAAAGAGUGUGAGUGACCUCAGUGUGCCCAGGAUCCUUUUUGCUGGGGGCCUGGCUGGGAUCUUCAACUGGGCAGUUGCCAUUCCACCAGACGUGCUGAAAUCCCGUUUCCAGACUGCUCCUCCAGGAAAAUACCCAAAUGGCUUUAGAGAUGUGCUGAGAGAACUUAUCAGAGAGGAAGGAGUUGGAUCUCUCUACAAGGGCUUCACAGCUGUAAUGAUCAGGGCAUUUCCCGCUAACGCGGCAUGUUUUCUUGGUUUUGAAGUUGCUAUGAAGUUUCUUAACUGGAUUGCUCCAGGUUUAUGAAGACUAGGAAGUCUUUGGAAUUUAGAGAGGAGGAGUGCAAGUCUGCCUCAAAGGAAUAAAUGAAUGAUCACUUGAAGUUUCAGGAAUUAUUGCUUGCCUAAUACCUUUUGCCUUCCUCACGUUCCUUAGGUGGUGCUAUGUGCCGUUCAGAAACGUAAGCUGUAGCUCUGAAACAGAGUUGAUGAGGAGUUAGGGGUGAUGCACCUCUCUUCUGAGCCAACGUACCACAGCAGUAACGCUGCUAACAGACAGCUGUCACUAUUACACACACUACCUUAAGUACUUCCUCAUGGAAGAAGGGGACACGUCUUUAAAUACAGUUCUUUGUUUACUGAAGAAACAUGUAGCUAUUAAUGCUGAAAAACUUCCUUAAAAUAGUUGUUUGGCCGUAUGUACUUAACUCUCAGGGCAUGAAUUAGCAGCUGCAUGUAGGAGUAGCUACCAGCAAUGUCAGAUAUCAUUCUCAUCUCUUGCAGUUUUUUAGUUGUGGUUAUUUCUGUGUUGACAGUGGUUUUACCUGCAUGUAAUACAGCAAACACAGAGCUAAGCAGGGAGAGCCAGAGCUACGUCUCGGUGAGUUGAGGGGUAUUACAGAUAGUGCAUCGGAUCUUGCAUAUGGAUCUGUUCUGUGGAACUAAGGGGGAAACACUUAACAUUUGUACUAAGCUUUACUGAACCAGCCAGUGGGGAAAUGUGUUUGAUUAAGCUGAACUUUUCUCUGAAAUCCCUUUCUGUCCCACUGAAGAUAUCCCAAAGGUGAUUUCAAAAGUACAGCACGGUUCAUAGCAACCCGUGGUUUAUUUGAUUUAUCAGAUGCUGUGUCCCGGGGUUCAAUCAUUGACAUUUGCCUGAGAAAAUGUAACAGCACUUCCAAGAACUCAAUUUGACACGAGGGGGUACAUGAAGGGGACACUGGCUCCGCAGUCUUGUCUAACUUUAUUCUUGCUCCGUUCCUUGGUUUUCUUUUAAUAUUAUUGAACAUAAUCACAUUUUCAUUUGAGAAAUUACUAAUGCUAAGAAGCAAAAAGCCACUUUAAUUUCUUUUGGUCCUGAUGCAGUGUUAUUGGAACUCAAUAAAGCUAGAUGCUGCUUGGCUAGAACGUGUGCUUCCAUUUACUUUUUGCAUGACCUUGCAUGGUUGGUUUUGCAAAAGCUUUCCAGUUCUUAAUUCUGAGAUGUGAUUGGGAAGUAAGUUGUGCCGUGCUGUCUUUAAUUGUUAACCUCUUGCUGUUUAGCUUUUGGAUUUCUGACAUGAACUGUGGAAAUUAACGUUCUGCAUUUCACCUGUUUGUCAUUCAAGGCCUGUUAGGUGCUGUGUUGUGGACAACUUUUUAGCUAUAAAGCCAGACACCAAAUAACACAUUGUGGAAAGUAUUUUAUGUUUUCCAGGGAGAGGCCUGGACACAGAUAGAGCAGAGUUUAGGGAAAGCAUUUGUCCCGAUGGCCCACAGGAAAGGAGGCUGAGAGUUUGUCCUUCGUCUGGCGUGGUCUGUUGGCCUGUACCAUAAGGACGCAGUCGUCACCUCGGCAGGGUCAGCCCUGAGAACUUUCCACCCAGUGCUGCUGCAGAAACCUUGAAUUCCACUUUCCUUCCCAAUUCCGUGGAAGGACCAGGAGGGAACCUGCCUUCCCCAGAGCCUGCCUCUUGUGUUUUACAGGGCGAGGGUGUGAAAGCAAUGGGGUAGCCCCUGGCCUGGGAAAAUCUCAGUCACUUGGAGCUGCCUCCACGUUCUCACUCCUGCCUUACCCACCGCGGAGCUUCCCCGCUCCUCGCUGCUUGGCAGGCGGCUGCUGCUGCAGUCACUGCAGCUACAGAUGAAUGAAAUACUUCAAGCAUAAACACUGAGUUAAUACUGGUUCAGAGAAGUGGCGACUAAAGCACAUUAACCUCUCAAAUGGUUUUAAACGCAGUUUUAGGUUUGCUGAGGCUAAAUCCGAAAUAGAUUCAAGAGGACCAGGACUGCUUUUAUGGCUCUGUGCUGCCGAACCACCAAAUGCUGUCCUGUCCUGCUUUGGCUCCCUGGCUGCUCUGGCAGCACUUCAGUCCUGGGGCUGUGAUGCCUAGAAGCAACUUCCAGCUUUACAAAGUGUUCUAAAGCCGGAUUUUUCUGUUUUACUUACGUGUUCCCAAAAUACUGACAAUUCUUGGGAGGGCAGAUGCGUACAGACUCUGCACCUCCUCCCUUAAAAAUUCCAGAUGCUGGUGCUUAACGCUGCCUGUUCCAGCCGUCCUGUCAAACGCAUCCUGUUGAGCUCCUAAUCUCACAGGAAACUGGGAAGAAUUGAAGCAUAAUCACCCGGUUGCAAGUGCGGUUCUCGGUUGGUUUAUGACGCAGUUGCCCAGCAGAUGGCUGUCUGGGGCUGUUAGCAAGAUGGACAAAACCUGCAGGACCAAAGGCAAGGUCAGAGGCAAAGGGAGCCAGCACACCAGCUGCUGCUGGCAGGCUACUGCGUCCCUUCGUGGCAGCUGCACCCUUCGGAGUUGGGCUACAAGAGUUUUAUGUCUGAUUCAGGACAGAGACAGCUGGAAAGCAGGAGCCUCUUCUCCAGAUCUGUCCUGCUGAGGAAGACUGUGAUCCUCCAGGCUGUGCGUUGCGGUUCAUACUCCCUCCCAUCCCAGUCCUAUUAGUCUGGAGUGUUGCAGACUAUGAAAAACAUUUAAUUCAUGGAAAACAAAUCAGGGACUAGCAACGCGCUGGAUUCAGUUGGUGGGAUUAAGAGCACAGCUUCUCCAUUUGGGCACUGAGGAGCCUUCUCUUAGUCUGUGUGCUGGGCUCUUGCUUGGUGCUCCCACACCUGCCCCAGCUGCCCUGCCACCAGCUCAGGCUCACCUGUCUGUGCCCUUGAGCAGCACUUGCUCUGAAAGACUCAAAUAUUCCCUACACUAACACUUCAGUAACUGUAAACUAUCUUUCUCCUGCCAAAAUAUCCCUUUUAAUACUUUAUAAAAAAGCAUUUCAGAUCCCUUUUUUUCCAAUUUCAAUUACCCUAAUUAUAUUCUCCCCAGUCUGAAGUUUUUGCAGAGCUUUGUAGUUUGCAUGAUAAAAUUCGGGCUGUUUAACAUGCUUGAUUUCAUUUGGUUCUUUUAGAGAAGUAAAAUAUGGAAGGCAGCAAUCAGGAAUGAGGGGCUGCUUUCCAACAGCAGCGGUGGGAGGAGAGGAGCUUAGGGAAGGCUGAUCAGACACAUCUGCUUGUUUGUUCAAAAACUGAAACCCAGGCACCCUGGAAAUGUUUAAAAAGCUGCUCGUGUCUCUCAAGAUUCUGCCAUACAAAAUUUGCCAAAUCCUUGCCCCCUGGUGUGUGCAGCCUCAGAAUGAGAGAGGGAUUUUUAACACAGGUACGGUUUCCUGCACACUGAGGACUCUCUUGCUUUCAGAAGCCCAGAUUUGCAUUUAAAUAUUUUCUAAUUCCCCAGCUUCUUGUGGGAAUCAAGGCAGCACGUAUACAGGUUGACGGUACGGAGCAGCAUCUGGUAAGCUGGGUCUCCACAUCAGCAAAGGAUACCGAUGACAUUUGUCUUUACGCUCCUUGUGCUGAUAUAAUACAUGUUUUUUUCUGUAUCGAAACCAGUGUAGAGUUCCACCAAAGUGUGCUGUACAUCUUCCUGGCCCAUCCUGCUUUGAUGUGAGUGAUCUUUCCAGUGGUGAUUCAAGGUGCCUGGAAGUAUUCCAGAAGUCAUCCACGAUACAUAAAUCUUCCACGCUUGCAUUUCUCUGCCCAUUGUGUGCAAGUGGCUUUUGUGUACACUCAGCGUUGCUAUUGACAGAAAGGUCCUUGGAAUACCCCUGACAAGUCAGUCUUGAUCAAAUCUGACUAACUAAAGGAAGCUGCCUGUGGGAGGAUUACUACAGAGUCUCCAGUUUGGGAGGGAUAUUGCAUGGUAGAUCUUACAAACGGUUAGUAAUGGGAAGAGGGUGCAUUUACUCCUAUUUCUCACAGUGUAAGACAUACA
This is a messenger RNA of Athene cunicularia (burrowing owl), 4792 nucleotides long. RefSeq names its product solute carrier family 25 member 20 (gene SLC25A20). The coding region runs from base 1 to 840 and encodes 279 amino acids. Gene Ontology annotation, biological process: carnitine transmembrane transport; positive regulation of neuron projection development; mitochondrial transport. The record is from RefSeq and is a predicted model, not a curated record. The transcript has 9 exons. Gene Ontology annotation, molecular function: O-acyl-L-carnitine transmembrane transporter activity; low-density lipoprotein particle binding. Gene Ontology annotation, cellular component: mitochondrial envelope. NCBI's taxonomy places the organism in Eukaryota, Metazoa, Chordata, Aves, Strigiformes, Strigidae.